Acanthoscelides obtectus is the source of this 1308-nucleotide messenger RNA. NCBI's taxonomy places the organism in Eukaryota, Metazoa, Arthropoda, Insecta, Coleoptera, Chrysomelidae. The record is from the annotation of a GenBank genome assembly.
AGAUUAAAUCUAUUCCAGCUAAAAAACAAGAAGAGAAGGAUGUGGGUUAGGAGCUGGAUUUCAAAAAGACAGGAUAGUGGUUUUUUUGCUCAAUUGGUGAAAGAAUUACACAGCGAAGAAAUGAAUUCAUACGCUAACUUUUUACGCAUGAGUAAUAAGGACUAUGAAUACUUGCUUCAAAAAGUUGAACCAUUGAUUAGGAAACAAGAUACUCAUCUUAGGCUAGCUAUUUCACCUUCAGAACGGCUCAUGCUUACUUUACGGUUUUUAGCAACAGGUGAGUGGUGAAAGACAUGAGUUUGUUUUCUAGGAUGUAUUUAACUUAAAAAGCAAACAAAAACAACUUCUAAUUAAAUCAUUUUUAAUUGUAGGAGAUAGCUAUCAUUCCCUGCAAUACCUUUUUCGGAUUCCAGUCACGACCAUUUCAAGGAUUAUACCUGAAGUUUGUGAAGGGAUAUUUACUGUGCUGAAAACGGAUUAUCUCCAGAUCCCAAACUCUCAGGAAGAAUGGUAUGAAGUUGCAAAGGGAUUUGAAAAGAUUUGGAAUUUUCCAAACUGUUUAGGUGCUCUAGAUGGCAAGCACGUGGUUAUGAAAGCACCAAGGAAUAAAGGCAGUCUUUAAUUUAAUUAUAAAAGAACACAUAGCAUAGUCCUCAUGGCACUAGUUGAUGCAAAAUACAAAUUUCUUUAUGUGGAUGUCGGAUGCAAUGGACGCAUAUCUGAUGGUGGCAUGUAUGCAAACUGUUCAUUGUCAAGAGCAUUCGAAAACAACAUGUUAAACAUGCCAAAACCAAGGCCAUUACCGGGUGAAUCUGAAGAUGCACCUUUUGUUGUUAUUGCCGAUGAUGCUUUUGCCUUGACUUCCUAUUUAUUAAAACCUUUUCCUUUCAAAAACCAACCCGGAUUUAAUCGGGUUUUUACCUACAGAAUAUCAAGAGCAAGGCGUGUAGUUGAAAAUGCUUUCGGACUGAUCUCGGCUCGAUUUUGUGUUCUUAGACGACCAAUAGACCUACCUCCAGAGAAGGUUAAAAAAAUUGUACUUGCAAUAUGUUCUUUGCAUAAUUUCUUACUGACCCAAAAAAGUUCGGCACAUUUAUAUGCCCCAAAUGGAAUAUUUGAUACUGAAAAGGAUGGGAACGUUAUCAAUGGGAGAAAUGGAGGAAAUCCUAUAGCUAAUAUGGUUCCUUUACAGAUUACAAACGUUAGAAACCCAUCGAAAACAGCCAAAGAAGUACGAGAACAAUUUAAAAAUUAUUUUGUAUUAUUAAUUUUCAGAUAAUGAUUGUAGAAGGAAGAUAAACCAAAAUA